Messenger RNA from Puccinia graminis f. sp. tritici CRL 75-36-700-3, 3357 nucleotides. RefSeq lists its product as uncharacterized. NCBI's taxonomy places the organism in Eukaryota, Fungi, Basidiomycota, Pucciniomycetes, Pucciniales, Pucciniaceae. The coding region runs from base 76 to 2940 and encodes 954 amino acids. The transcript is spliced from 5 exons. The record is from RefSeq and is a predicted model, not a curated record.
GGAGAUUGUAUGCGCGACUCGCAAGGUAUCACCUUGAAGGCUUGAACUCCCCUACAUCCGCCAUCCUCGAUCGAUAUGUCUGGUAAUCCUGACUCCAACCGUGAUCCCGGCGAGAGAGCCUCAGACAACAUAGACCCCGCCCUUCAACACGAUUCCGAGCCCAGUGCUUCCGAUAACUCUGAUCGAUCCUCCUCAGAAGAUUCCUCAGAGGAUGUCGACUAUCAGACCGCUUGGAAGGAAGACUUGAUCAACGCCUUCGAUGCCAUCACCACUCCCGGGACAUUUGCUGCGUGGGAGGCGCUUCCGACUACCCCUCCUGCUGGACUCUAUGUUGAUGGAGUUGGCGAGAUCGCGAUGCCUCUUGGCAAGGAACAGGUCCAACAGCUAAUCGCCAAGGCCCAUCAAGCUCCCUUUGGCCGCAGAAGCGAGACACUCGUGGAUCUCUCCGUCCGCAACACUUGGGAACUUAAUGGGGAUCAGUUGCGCUUUCUUGACCCCGCCUGGCAAAGCUAUCUGCUCGACUUGAGCAAGCGUGUCGCCACUAGUCUAGGCGUCCAAGGGCUGAUUCGAUUAGAGCUGUACAAGAUGCUCAUCUACGAAAAAGGGGCCAUGUUUAAACCCCAUACCGACACGGAAAGGACUCCGGGCAUGUUCGGCACUCUGAUAAUCUGUUUGCCAUCAAUGCAUGUGGGCGGUGAAGUGGUUGUAAAGCACAACGGCGAAUCCAAGACGUUAAGAACAUCGGACGCAGCUCAAUCUUUUGCUUGCUGGUACUCAGACGUGACUCAUGAGGUCCUACCUGUCAAAUCUGGAUAUCGAUGUGUCUUGACCUACAACCUGGCCAUCAAGCCCGGUCUCGCCCGACCAGCAGCAAGUGCACUUGACCCGCAAAAGAAACCACUCCGAAAAACGCUUCAACGCUGGCUGAAAGACUUGACUAAUGACAGCUCAAACGAUCCGCCCAGCCAUGUUUACCAUGCCCUCGAUUACGAAUACACUGAAGCUGCCAUGUCCUUCAAGGCACUCAAGGCUGAAGACUUCGCGCGGGUACAGGUAUUACGAGACCUUGCGGACGAGCUCCCUUUUGAAAUCUUCCUAGCGCUCUUAGAAAAGAAAGCGUCUGGGCCUGUUGAGUCAGAUUGGGGCGGUAGACAUAGCUACAAACGCUCUAGAUAUGACUUUGAUGACGAUGAUGAUGGUAGCAAUUCCGGUCACCAUACCAUCGAUGAAACCGAGACUGAUUAUACGAUCAAGUCACUCCGCGCACUCGAUGGCACAACGAUUGCCAGUAAUUACGACUUUGACAUGGACUUUUGCUCGGAGGAAGAUCCCUUUCAGGAUUUAGAAAUUGCCAGGGAAGAUUAUGAAUCAUAUCAGGGGAAUUGGGGCCCUUCUGCCACCCAUUGGUAUCGUCGUUCAGCUCUCGUUAUUGUUCCACACAAAUGCCUAGCAGAGUAUCUGGCAGAAUGCGCAUCCGACAGCAAAAGUACAAACCCAGCUCUACUCUACCUAGACCACGUCUGUUUGCGGCCUUCAGCUAGCAAACCAAUGCUUGAUUCAUUGGCUGAUCUCUGUAAAAAGCAAUCCAACAAGCCCCUGCCGCCGGGGACGAUAAGAAACAUCCUGAAGGCUUCCUUUCAGCACUCUCACUUUGCGCUAUUCCAAGCAAUUGCAGGCCUCCACCAAGGGCAUUUGCCACUUGAUUUUUUUGACUGGGCAAAGGAAUGGCUUCAGACGCUUCCAGAUGUAGAUCGUGCUGAGAAGUACCAGCAAUGGUAUCCAUCACUCAUUCACAGCUUUCCGUCUGUGGCAGAUCGCAUCAGCAUCAUUGAGAAGGUCUCAAAUCCCACCAGUAACAUUGCUCCAUUAGAUGGAGCACCUACAAGCAAAGCCUGGGUGCAAGACCUGACCCGCCAAUGUGUCACAAAGUUGCUCGAGGACAACAUAAUACCGACUGCUGCGGAUGGAAAUGCAAUUGUGUCUGCUGUAUUUAAUCUCAACGAAACAUUGACCAACACGUCCGCUCUUCUCACAUCGAUUUUUGACCGGUUUCCUCAACCCGAAGCAGUUGCAUUCUUGCUUGGGUUCCUUUCUCAGCUUAAGACUCUUGCUGAAGGCGUGGCACAUUUCCCGACUUUGGAAAACGUAGAGUUGCGUAAAAAUCUGAGCUCACGUGUUUUUAACCGCCAGAGGACACCCUCCAGUGUCAUUACCCGCGCAAAGGGCAAGUCAGCAUCUGAAAUUGGACGAGUGGUCACUCCUCGAGCUCUCGCCAAAUAUGCCUGCGAUCUCAACAGCCUGAGCACCGAUACUGCAGAUUUACUAGAGCCAUUUGUCCAACAAAUCAAUGAACACUGUCCCAAAUUCACAGCUCAAGACAUGCAGAAGCUCUGGAUGCCGUUCCUAUAUCGACUUAUUCCAGCUCUGGUCUCUCGAUCAAUUCAACUCAACCAGCCCUGCCACCAACAGCUUGCACGUCAAUUUAUAAAGCGCUACAGUGACACGACCCUUGGCGCGUGCCCUAAUCCAGACAUUAUCAGCCGACAAAGCCCUCAAGUGCGUUGCACAUGUUUAGACUGUAUGGAGCUCAACAGAUUCCUCCGAAAUCCUUCUCAGCGCGUUUGUCGGUUCAAAGCCACCAGAUCUGAGCGUUUUCACCUACACCAGCAAAUCGAGGGAGCCAAUAUUGACUGCACUCACGUGACCGACCGGACUGGAUACUCUGAGACCCUCGUCGUCACCAAACGUUCUAGCUUGCAGGACGAGGUCAACGGAUGGAAGAAACGACAAAAAGAACUCUACUUUGAGAUCUGUAAUAAAAUUCAACCGGACCACCUCGAAAGCUUGGUUGGUCCUCAAGAGGCUGCUAACCUUCGGAUUCUAGCAGGACUCCGACCAGUAGCUGCUACAUCUGCACCAAUAGUGAUUGACCUAACUUAACAGAAGUCACAUCAUGGAAGUUGUGGUGUAGUAAUGGUGCUGGUGGGGCAGCUGCCCCUGCUCCGUGUCGGAUUUCUAGACCAUCCAUUGGAGCGACUUUGUAUGCUUUGUUUCUUUUUGUUCUUGUUGCUCAUCUACCAGUGAUCUUAGUGAGGCCUUAUGCCCAUAUACACACAACAGUUGGUUUUUCUCUCUAUAGCAUAUAGCAUUGGCUUUGUUUCUUUUUGCUCUUGUUACUCAUCCACCGGUGAUCUUAGUAAGGCCUUAUGUCCACAUACACACAACAGUUUGCUUUUCUCUCUAUAUUUUUUCCUUCUUAGAGCAACUCCACCGCGGGCGCUAAAUCGGGUCCCUAGUUGGAAUUUACCGACCCAACAUGAGCCACCGCGGCCGCUGUUUGAGUCUCAAAUCUACGGC